CUUUCGCAUGUCCAACCAUUCUGCGUCGUCCGGAGUAACAGCCACGCACACUAGAAAAAAGGUAAAACGCACUUUCAGAAAGGGAGAGAGUGAGAAGGGAGGGGAUAGAGGAAAAACGCCCUGGACACCGAGGGAGACUCGGGUUGAUAGAGAAAGAAAAGUAUUUUAGAAGAGAGAAAUAACUUUUGAUUGGGAAGAAGAAGAAGAAGAAGAAGUGCUUUUAUCGACUGCUGGGACGGAGGAGGAGAAGAGAACACUGCCAAAGAUGCUCAAGCUGCUGUGUUGAAGUUGUUGCAGCUCAGACUGCUCAUAGACAAACAAACAGAGAAAGACAAGAAGCAAAAGAGACCGAGAGAAGAAGCUUUACUUGAGCAAUCCAAAGAAAACCAAGGCAGAAACGAACCACACCAGAGCAUAGGCAGAGGACAAGGAAAACCAAAGGAUGGCUGAGGAGGAGGAGACCAGGGAGGUGCUCUUCUCUGACUGGUCGGGUCCAGAGAAACAGGGAAUGACCCUUGAGCAGUCAGGAGAAGGAGAGAUCUAUGUCAAAGAGGUGAAAAUGGAGUCGCCUGCUGGACGCACUGGAAGAGUACAUGAGGGUGAUCAAAUCGUGGGGGCCACCAUCUACUUUGACAACAUGAGUUCCGAGGAGACGGCGGAGCUCCUUAAGACCUUAAACAAACACAAGGUUGGACUGAAACUACAAAACAAGGACAAGUCACCCUGCCGUUCCCCCAUGGGAACUCUGUCACCCUGCCGUUCCCCCAUGGGAACUCUGACGAAUGAAGGGAAGGGAAGGUUUGGAGGCUCCAGCCAAGACAAUAUCCUGAGUGGGGAUGAUGAAGACUACAAGAGAAUAUAUUCCAAGAAGAUUAAGCCCCGGCUGAAGUCUGAGGAUCUGGCUGAGGGCGUGGACGUCCGUACGGAGCGCCACAGCAGCACCAGCACCGACGGCAGCACGAUCACUACCAUCACCCGUCGCAUCACCACCUACACCGUGGACAUGCCGGGGGGCGUGGAUGAGCAGCUUGAGCUCACCGGCCCAGAGCAGUCAGGAGGGGACAGCUCGUCGUCUCAAAUCCGAGUUUUACACGGAAGCGGAAGCCCUUCAGGCAUAGGUGGUGGAUUGGUGGCGGGUGAACUAGGAGGUGACGGUGUUUCUUUCACUGGGCCACAUGUCACUAGCUCUUCUGAGAAGCACUGGAGCACUGGAGGGGUGAAGACCACCGCUGUUACGAGGGAGAUGGAGGUGGGAGAUGGUGGAGCAGCAGGGAUCAGAUUCAAAGGACCUAGCUUUGGAAUGUCGGGGGCGAAGGGUCAGGGGGAGUUCGGCCUCUGUAGACGGGGUGAGCAGGGGGACGGGAGCUUUCUGGUUUCAGGUGGCUCAGGUGACUACCAGGCAGGAUCAGCUAGUGUCACAGUCCCUGGAAGAACAACAAAUAUUUCCUCCAGCUCCAUAUCAAUGGGUGAAGGGGAGGCGAGAGGAGUAGACUUUAAUUUGCCUGGUAGAGGAAGUGCAGACUGGGUCGGAGGUUUAGUACCUGAAAUAACCGUUAGUGAUCAACAGAUGAGAGGGUCGGCGAGUCUCUCCGGAGGGAACCAGGGUGGGGUUUCCUUACCCAACAAGCCAGGAAUUGAUACAGGGUUGAAUGGAGGCAAGAUAUCAACAGACAUAAGAGCGCCAAAACUUGACAUCAAUACCCCAGGCAUAAAGGAGUCUGGCUCGGUGAAAAUGUCUGUAAAAGGACAGUCAAUAAAAGAAACAACCAUUGAAAGUGAAAGCAAACUCAAAGGUGGCAUCAAAAUACCAUCAUUUGGACUGAACACUGGAGGUGCAGAGAGCGAUGGAGAUGUUAAACUACCGAAGGUGAAGGGCACUGUGGAUGUUUCGGUUCCAGGGGUAGAUGUAGAUGUAUCAGGCCCAUCUAUGAAUGUGAAAGGAGGAAAGAAGAUGGGUGGUGUUGACAUCAAAACACCCAAAGUUCAAGGUUCAGGUGUUGAUAUAGAAGGUCCAGAAGGCGGUUUCAAGAUACCCAAAGUAAAGAUGCCAUCAUUUGGGAUCAAAGGAGCCGGACGUGAGGGUCCUGGUGUUGAUGUCAACCUACCAAAAGCUGACAUUGACAUCAAGGCUCCCAAAGUUGAUAUUAAAGGUCCAUCAAUAUCAGGACCAAAGAUCUCAAUGCCCGAUGUGGACAUCAAUUUGAAAGGUCCAAAGGUGAAGGGAGACGUGAAUGUAUCAUUGCCAAAGCUAGAAGGAGACAUCAAGGCUCCCAAAGUAGACAUUGAAGGGCCAGAUAUUGACGUUGAAGGAUUUGAAGGUGGAUUCAAAAUGCCAAAGAUAAAGAUGCCCUCAUUUGGAAUCAAAGGACCCAAAGUUGAGGGAGAUGUUGAUGUCAAACUACCUAAAGGUGAGAUUGACAUCAAGGGACCUAAUGUUAAUAUGAAAGGUCUAGCACUUGACAUCGAAGACCCUGAUGGAAAAAUCAAGGUCCCAAAAUUCAAGAUGCCAUCAAUGUCAGGCCCAAAGAUCUCAAUGCCUGAUAUGGACAUCAGUCUUAAAGGGCCCAAGCUGAAGGGUGAUGUGGACAUGUCAGUGCCAAAGAUAAAAGGAGACAUAUCAGCACCCAAAGUAGACAUUGGAGGUCCAGAUGUUGACAUUGAAGGUUCAGGAGGAUUUAAGAUGCCAAAGAUGAAGAUGCCGUCAUUCGGAUUCAAAGGACCUAAAUUGGAGGGCCCUGAUAUUGAUGUUAACCUACCAAAAGCUGACAUUGACAUCAAGGCUCCCAAAGUUGACAUUAAAGGUCCAUCACUAUCAGGACAAAAGAUCUCCAUGCCCGAUGUGGACAUCAAUAUGAAAGGUCUAGAGGUGAGGGGAGACGUGGAUGUGUCAGUGCCAAAAAUAAAAGGAGAUCUGAAAGCACCCAAAGUAGACAUUGAAGGUCCAGAUGUUGACAUUGAAAGUCCUGAAGGCGGAUUCAAGAUGCCAAAGAUAAAAAUGCCGUCAUUUGGGUUCAAAGGUCCAAAAUUGGAGGGUCCAGAUGUUGAUGUUAACCUACCAAAAGCUGAUAUAGACAUCAAAGCACCCAAAGUGGACAUUAAAGGUCCAGAACUUGACAUUGAAGGCCCUGAUGGUAAAAUCAAAGGGCCGAAAUUCAAGAUGCCGUCAAUGUCAGGACCAAACAUCUCAAUGCCUGACGUGGACUUCAAUCUAAAAGGUCCAAAGAUGAAGGGAGAUUUCGAUGUGUCAGGAGACCUCAAAGCACCCAAAGUAGACAUAGAGGGGCCAGAUGUUGACAUUGAAGGUUCAGGAGGAUUUAAGAUGCCAAAGAUGAAGAUGCCAUCAUUUGGAAUCAAAGGACCUAAAUUGGAGGGUCCAGAAAUGGAUGUUAACCUACCAAAAGCUGACAUUGACAUUGAAGGUCCAGAAAUUGACAUUAAAGGGCCUGAUGGUAAAAUCAAAGACCCCAAAUUCAAGAUGCCAUCAAUAUCUGGACCAAAGAUCUCAAUGCCCGAUGUGGAUAUCAAUCUGAAAGCUUCAAAGGUGAAGGGAGAGGUGGAUGUAUCAGUGCCAAAGCUUGAAGGCGACAUCAAAGCACCCAAAGUAGACAUUAAAGGUUCAGGUGUUGACAUUCUUGGUCCAGAAGCUGGUUUCAAGAUGCCUAAAGUAAAGAUGCCAUCAUUUGGAAUCAAAGGAGCCGGACUUGAGGGUCCUUAUGUCGAUGUCAACCUACCAAGAGCUGAAAUUGACAUCAAGGCUCCCAAAGUAGACAUUGAAGGGCCAGAUGUUGACAUUGAAGGAUUUGAAGGUGGAUUCAAAAUGCCAAAGAUAAAGAUGCCCUCAUUUGGAAUCAGAGGACCCAAAAUUGAGGGAGAUGUUGAUGUCAAACUACCUAAAGGUGACAUUGAAAUAAAGGGACCUAAUGUUAACAUCAAAGGUCCAGAACUUGACAUUGAAGACCCUGAUGGUAAAAUCAAAGGGCCGAAAUUCAAGAUGCCGUCAAUGUCAGGACCAAAUAUCUCCAUGCCCGAUGUGGACUUCAACCUAAAAGGCCCAAAGAUGAAAGGAGAUUUCGAUGUGUCAGGAGACGUCAAAGCACCCAAAGUAGACAUUGAAGUUCCAGAUGUUGACAUUGAAGGUUCAGGAGGAUUUAAGAUGCCAAAGAUGAAAAUGCCAUCAUUUGGAUUCAAAGGUCCUAAAUUGGAGGGUCCAGAUGUUGAUGUUAACCUACCAAAAGCUGAUAUAGACAUCAAAGCGCCUAAAGUGGACAUUAAAGGUCCAGAACUUGACAUUGAAGGCCCUGAUGGUAAAAUCAAAGGGCCAAAAUUCAAGAUGCCAUCCAUUUCUGGACCAAAGAUCUCCAUGCCUGAUGUGGACUUCAACCUAAAAGGUCCAAAGAUGAAAGGAGAUUUCGAUGUGUCAGGAGACCUCAAAGCACCCAAAGUAGACAUUGAAGUUCCAGAUGUUGACAUUGAAGGUUCAGGAGGAUUUAAGAUGCCAAAGAUGAAGAUGCCAUCAUUUGGAUUCAAAGGUCCUAAAAUGGAGGGUCCAGAUGUUGAUGUUAACCUACCAAAAGCUGAUAUAGACAUCAAAGCGCCCAAAGUGGACAUUAAAGGUCCAGAACUUGACAUUGAAGGCCCUGAUGGUAAAAUCAAAGGGCCGAAAUUCAAGAUGCCGUCAAUGUCAGGACCAAAUAUCUCCAUGCCCGAUGUGGACUUCAACCUAAAAGGUCCAAAGAUGAAAGGAGAUUUCGACGUGUCAGGAGACCUCAAAGCACCCAAAGUAGACAUUGAAGUUCCAGAUGUUGACAUUGAAGGUUCAGGAGGAUUUAAGAUGCCAAAGAUGAAGAUGCCAUCAUUUGGAUUCAAAGGUCCUAAAAUGGAGGGUCCAGAUGUUGAUGUUAACCUACCAAAAGCUGAUAUAGACAUCAAAGCGCCCAAAGUGGACAUUAAAGGUCCAGAACUUGACAUUGAAGGCCCUGAUGGUAAAAUCAAAGGGCCAAAAUUCAAGAUGCCAUCCAUUUCUGGACCAAAGAUCUCCAUGCCCGAUGUGGACUUCAACCUAAAAGGUCCAAAGAUGAAAGGAGAUUUCGAUGUGUCAGGAGACCUCAAAGCACCCAAAGUAGACAUAGAGGGGCCAGAUGUUGACAUUGAAGGUUCAGGAGGAUUUAAGAUGCCAAAGAUGAAGAUGCCAUCAUUUGGAUUCAAAGGUCCUAAAUUGGAGGGUCCAGAUGUUGAUGUUAACCUACCAAAAGCUGAUAUAGACAUCAAAGCGCCCAAAGUGGACAUUAAAGGUCCAGAACUUGACAUUGAAGGCCCUGAUGGUAAAAUCAAAGGGCCGAAAUUCAAGAUGCCGUCAAUGUCAGGACCAAAUAUCUCCAUGCCCGAUGUGGACUUCAACCUAAAAGGUCCAAAGAUGAAAGGAGAUUUCGAUGUGUCAGGAGACCUCAAAGCACCCAAAGUAGACAUUGAAGUUCCAGAUGUUGACAUUGAAGGUUCAGGAGGAUUUAAGAUGCCAAAGAUGAAGAUGCCAUCAUUUGGUUUCAAAGGUCCUAAAUUGGAGGGUCCAGAUGUUGAUGUUAACCUACCAAAAGCUGAUAUAGACAUCAAAGCACCCAAAGUGGACAUUAAAGGUCCAGAACUUGACAUUGAAGGCCCUGAUGGUAAAAUCAAAGGGCCGAAAUUCAAGAUGCCGUCAAUGUCAGGACCAAAUAUCUCCAUGCCCGAUGUGGACUUCAACCUAAAAGGUCCAAAGAUGAAAGGAGAUUUCGAUGUGUCAGGAGACCUCAAAGCACCCAAAGGAGACAUUGAAGUUCCAGAUGUUGACAUUGAAGGUUCAGGAGGAUUUAAGAUGCCAAAGAUGAAGAUGCCAUCAUUUGGAUUCAAAGGUCCUAAAAUGGAGGGUCCAGAUGUUGAUGUUAACCUACCAAAAGCUGAUAUAGACAUCAAAGCGCCCAAAGUGGAUGUUAAAGGUCCAGAACUUGACAUUGAAGGCCCUGAUGGUAAAAUCAAAGGGCCAAAAUUCAAGAUGCCAUCCAUUUCUGGACCAAAGAUCUCCAUGCCCGAUGUGGACUUCAACCUAAAAGGUCCAAAGAUGAAAGGAGAUUUUGAUGUGUCAGUGCCCAAGAUAGAAGGAGACCUCAAAGCACCCAAAGUAGACAUAGAGGGGCCAGAUGUUGACAUUGAAGGUUCAGGAGGAUUUAAGAUGCCAAAGAUGAAGAUGCCGUCAUUUGGAUUCAAAGGUCCAAAAUUGGAGGGUCCAGAUGUUGAUGUUAACCUACCAAAAGCUGAUAUAGACAUCAAAGUGCCCAAAGUGGAUGUUAAAGGUCCAGAACUUGACAUUGAAGGCCCUGAUGGUAAAAUCAAAGGGCCGAAAUUCAAGAUGCCGUCAAUGUCAGGACCAAAUAUCUCCAUGCCCGAUGUGGACUUCAACCUAAAAGGUCCAAAGAUGAAAGGAGAUUUCGAUGUGUCAGGAGACCUCAAAGCACCCAAAGUAGACAUAGAGGGGCCAGAUGUUGACAUUGAAGGUUCGGGAGGAUUUAAGAUGCCAAAGAUGAAGAUGCCAUCAUUUGGAUUCAAAAGUCCUAAACUGGAGGGUCCAGAUGUUGAUCUCAACCUACCCAAAGCUGACAUUGACAUCAAGGGACCAAAUGUUGACAUUAAAGUUCCAGAACUUGACAUUGAAGGUCCAGAUGGUAAAAUCAAAGGACCGAAAUUCAAAAUGCCAUCAAUUUCUGGACCAAAGAUCUCAAUGCCAGACGUGGAUUUCAAUCUGAAAGGUCCAAAGAUAAAGGGAGAUGUGGACAUGUCCGUGCCAAUGAUUGAAGGAGACCUGAAAGCACCCAAAGUAGACAUUGAAGGUCCAGAUGUUGACAUUGAAGGUUCGGGAGGAUUUAAGAUGCCAAAGAUGAAGAUGCCAUCAUUUGGAUUCAAAAGUCCUAAACUGGAGGGUCCAGAUGUUGAUCUCAACCUACCCAAAGCUGACAUUGACAUCAAGGGACCAAAUGUUGACAUUAAAGUUCCAGAACUUGACAUUGAAGGUCCAGAUGGUAAAAUCAAAGGACCGAAAUUCAAAAUGCCAUCAAUUUCUGGACCAAAGAUCUCAAUGCCAGACGUGGAUUUCAAUCUGAAAGGUCCAAAGAUAAAGGGAGAUGUGGACAUGUCCGUGCCAAUGAUUGAAGGAGACCUGAAAGCACCCAAAGUAGACAUUGAAGGUCCAGAUGUUGACAUUGAAGGUUCGGGAGGAUUUAAGAUGCCAAAGAUGAAGAUGCCAUCAUUUGGAUUCAAAAGUCCUAAACUGGAGGGUCCAGAUGUUGAACUCAACCUACCCAAAGCUGACAUUGACAUCAAGGGACCAAAUGUUGACAUUAAAGUUCCAGAACUUGACAUUGAAGGUCCAGAUGGUAAAAUCAAAGGACCGAAAUUCAAAAUGCCAUCAAUAUCUGGACCAAAGAUCUCAAUGCCAGACGUGGAUUUCAAUCUGAAAGGUCCAAAGAUAAAGGGAGAUGUGGACAUGUCCGUGCCAAUGAUUGAAGGAGACCUGAAAGCACCCAAAGUAGACAUUGAAGGUCCAGAUGUUGACAUUGAAGGUUCAGGAGGAUUUAAAAUGCCAAAGAUGAAGAUGCCCUCUAUGUCUGCCCCCAAAAUGUCAAUGCCUGAUGUUGAUUUCAAUCUCAAAGGGCCAAAGUUCAAGGGGGGAGUGGAGGGAGAAAACACUACACCCAAAGCUGACGUUGAUGGGUUGGAUGUCUCAAUAGAGAGUCCUGACAUUACACCGAAGAAGUCUAUGUUCAAAAUGCCAAAGUUUGGAUUCAAAGGGCCAAAAGUCAAGUCUCCUGAGGUUGAUGUAAAUCUUGCGAAAGCAGAUAUUAAUGUCAAAGGACCGAAAGGUAGUGUUUCAGAACUUGAGCUUGAUGUUGGGGCUACUAAAGUCAAGGGAUCCAAAUUCAAAAUGCCAAAAUUUGGAUUCAAAAGCCCUAAGGUAGAGAUACCAGAUGUAGAUAUUAACCUACCUAAAGCUGACAUUGGCAUUAAGGGACCCAGUGUUGACAUUAAAGUUCCGGAAAUUGACAUUGAAAGCCCUGAUGGCAAAAUUAAGGGCCCAAAAUACAAGAUGCCAUCAAUAUCAGGACCAAAGAUCUCUAUGCCUGAUGUGGAUUUCAACCUGAAAGGUCAAAAGAUAAAGGGAGAUGUGGACAUGUCUGUGCCAAUAAUAGAAGGAGACCUCAAAGCACCAAAAGUAGACAUUGAAGGGCCAGAUGUUGACAUUGAAGGUUCAGGAGGAUUUAAGAUGCCAAAGAUGAAGAUGCCUUCAUUUGGAUUCAAAGGACCUAACCUGGAGGGUCCGGAUGUCGAUCUCAAACUACCUAAAGCUGACAUUGACAUUGAGGGACCUGAUGUUGACAUCAACGAUGCAAACCUAGACAUUGAAGGUCCCGAUGGUAAAAUCAAAGGGCCAAAAUUCAAGAUGCCAUCAAUUUCUGGACCAAAGAUCUCCAUGCCCGAUGUGGAUUUCAAUCUAAAAGGUCCAAAGAUGAAGGGAGAUUUUGAUAUGUCAGGAGACCUCAAAGCUCCCAAAGUAGACAUUGAAGGUACAGAUGUUGACAUUGAAGGUUCAGGAGGAUUUAAGAUGCCAAAGAUGAAGAUGCCGUCAUUUGGAUUCAAAGGACCCAAACUGGAGGGGCCAGAUGUUGAUGUCAACCUUCCUAAAGCUAACAUUGAUAUUAAGGGGCCCAAUGUUGACCUCGAAGGUCCAGAACUAGACAUUGAAGGCCCAGAUGGUAAAAUCAAAGGGCCAAAAUUCAAGAUGCCAUCGAUAUCAGGACCAAAUAUCUCUAUGCCUGAUGUGGACUUCAACCUGAAAGGUCCAAAAAUGAAAGGAGAUUUCAAUGUAUCAGUCCCCAAGAUCGAAGGAAACCUUAAUGCUCCCAAAGUAGACAUCGAACAUCCAGAUGUUGACAUUGAAGGUUCAGGAGGAUUUAAGAUGCCAAAGAUGAAGAUGCCAUCAUUUGGAUUCAAAGGACCCAAACUGGAGGGGCCAGAUGUUGAUGUCAACCUUCCUAAAGCUAACAUUGAUAUUAAGGGGCCCAAUGUUGACAUCAAAGGUCCAGAACUGGACAUUGAAGGUCCAGAUGGUAAAAUCAAAGGGCCAAAAUUCAAGAUGCCGUCAGUGUCAGGACCAAAGAUCUCCAUGCCAGAUGUGGACUUCAAUCUGAAAGGCCCAAAGGUGAAGGGAGAUUUUGAUAUGUCAGGAGACCUCAAAGCACCCAAAGUAGACAUUGAAGGUCCAGAUGUUGACAUUGAAGGUUCAGGAGGCUUUAAGAUGCCAAAGAUGAAGAUGCCGUCAUUUGGAUUCAAAGGACCCAAACUGGAGGGGCCAGAUGUUGAUGUCAACCUUCCUGAAGCUAACAUUGAUAUUAAGGGGCCCAAUGUUGACAUCAAAGGUCCAGAACUGGACAUUGAAGGUCCAGAUGGUAAAAUCAAAGGGCCAAAAUUCAAGAUGCCGUCAGUGUCAGGACCAAAGAUCUCCAUGCCAGAUGUGGACUUCAAUCUGAAAGGCCCAAAGGUGAAGGGAGAUUUUGAUAUGUCAGGAGACCUCAAAGCACCCAAAGUAGACAUUGAAGGUCCAGAUGUUGACAUUGAAGGUUCAGGAGGCUUUAAGAUGCCAAAGAUGAAGAUGCCGUCAUUUGGAUUCAAAGGACCCAAACUGGAGGGGCCAGAUAUUGAUGUUAACCUACCUAAAGCUGACAUUGAUAUUAAGGGGCCCAAUGUUGACAUCAAAGGUCCAGAACUGGACAUUGAAGGUCCAGAUGGUAAAAUCAAAGGGCCAAAAUUCAAGAUGCCGUCAGUGUCAGGACCAAAGAUCUCCAUGCCCGAUGUGGACUUCAAUCUGAAAGGCCCAAAGGUGAAGGGAGAUUUUGAUAUGUCAGGAGACCUCAAAGCACCCAAAGUAGACAUUGAAGGUCCAGAUGUUGACAUUGAAGGUUCAGGAGGAUUUAAGAUGCCAAAGAUGAAGAUGCCGUCAUUUGGAUUCAAAGGACCCAAACUGGAGGGGCCAGAUGUUGAUGUCAACCUUCCUAAAGCUAACAUUGAUAUUAAGGGGCCCAAUGUUGACAUCAAAGGUCCAGAACUGGACAUUGAAGGUCCAGAUGGUAAAAUCAAAGGGCCAAAAUUCAAGAUGCCGUCAGUGUCAGGACCAAAGAUCUCCAUGCCAGAUGUGGACUUCAAUCUGAAAGGCCCAAAGGUGAAGGGAGAUUUUGAUAUGUCAGGAGACCUCAAAGCACCCAAAGUAGACAUUGAAGGUCCAGAUGUUGACAUUGAAGGUUCAGGAGGAUUUAAGAUGCCAAAGAUGAAGAUGCCGUCAUUUGGAUUCAAAGGACCCAAACUGGAGGGGCCAGAUGUUGAUGUCAACCUACCUAAAGCUGACAUUGACAUUGAAGGUCCAGAAAUUGACAUCGAAGGGAAUGAUGGUAAAAUCAAAGGGCCAAAAUUCAAGAUGCCUUCAAUGUCAGGACCAAAGAUAUCAAUGCCAGACAUGGAUUUCAACCUGAAAGGUCCAAAGGCAAAGGGAGAUUUCGAUGUGUCAGUCCCCAAGUUCGAAGGAGACCUCAAAGCACCCAAAGUAAACAUCGAAGGUCCAGAUAUUGAUAUUGAAGGUUCAGGAGGAUUUACAAUGCCAAAGAUGAAAAUGCCAUCAUUCGGAUUCAAAGGCCACAAAGUUGAGGGUCCAGAUAUUGAUGUUAACCUACCUAAAGCUGACAUUGACAUUAAGGGGCCUAAUGUUGACAUCAAAGGUCCUGAACUGGACAUUGAAGGUCCAGAUGGUAAAAUCAAAGGGCCAAAAGUCAAGAUGCCAUCAGUUUCUGGACCAAAGAUCUCCAUGCCUGAUGUGGACUUCAACCUGAAAGGUCCAAAGAUGAAAGGAGAUUUCGACGUGUCAGUCCCCAAGAUCGAAGGAGACAUCAAAGGUCCAAACCUAGACAUUGAAGGUCCAGAUUGUAAAAUCAAAGGACCACAAUUCAAGAUGCCUUCAAUUUCAGGACCAAACAUCUCAAUGCCUGACAUGGACUUCAAUCUGAAAGGUCCAAAGGUGAAGGGAGAUUUUGAUAUGUCAGGAGACCUCAAAGCACCCAAAGUAGACAUUGAAGGUCCAGAUGUUGAAUUUGAAGGUUCAGGAGGAUUUAAGAUGCCAAAGAUGAAGAUGCCAUCAUUUGGAUUCAAAGGACACAAAGUUGAGGGUCCAGAUGUUGAUGUUAACCUACCAAAAGCUGAUAUAGACAUCAAGGGACCUAGUGUUGACAUUUCACGUACAGAUCUCGACAUCUUAGGCCCUGAUGCAAAGUUGUCAGGUGGUUCCCUUGAUAUGGGAAGUCCCAGUUUCAGUAUUGAAAAACCAGAGAUCAAGUUUCCAAAGUUCAAAGGUCCCACAUUUGGUAUUAAGUCCCCAGAAGUUGAAGGUCCUGAACUGAAUAUUUCUCACAGAAAGAUUGAUGUGAAGGCACCUGAGGUUGACCUUAACCUAGGGGAUGCAAAUAUCAAAGGGCCUAAAUUCAAGGCCCCAAAGUUCCACAUGGGAGGUAAGAGCCCCAAAUUAGAUUUGCCAGAGGUUGACAGUAGUCUAGAAGCCCCUGAUGUUGAUGUUCAUUUCAAAGGAAAGAAAGGCAAAUUCAAACUACCCAAAAUCAAAGGGAAAGCAAAGAAACCUGAUGUAGAUAUUGACCUUGAAACAUCAGGUGUAGAUUUAGAUGUUGACUCUCCUGAGCUUCACCUGAAAGGAGCAAAAGUAAAGAAACCCUUCUUUGGAAAACUUCAUUUCCCCGAUGUGGAAUUUGAUGUAAAAUCUCCCAAAGUUAAAGGUGAUGGCUCUCUGUCUGGUGGCUUGUCAUCUGGGAGCCUACAAGCCAAUAUUGGGGGCCCAGAUGUAAACAUGGAAGUCCCAGAUGUAAAAACUAAGUCUAACAUAAAAUUUCCAGGGAUGAAAAUCAAAGGGCCCCAGGUAAAUGUCCCUGAUGUCGACGUAAAUGUGAACGGGCAAAAUCUGAAAGGUUUUAAAGGUCCUAAGAUAGAUAUUGGAGGAGGAGGAGUAGAAGGAGACUCAAAUGUUUCAGGAUACGGUGGACUACAUUUCCCAGAGGGACACGUAUCAUUCCCCAAAAUCAAUGUUCCGAAGUACCAUGGACCAGAGAUGGGAGUAGAUGUUGAUGCAGGGGCAGGGGCAGGAGCAGGGGCAGCAGUGGUGGGUGGGAAGAUGGAUGUGCAGACUCCUUUGGUUAGUGGUAGCGUUAGUUCUCCGAGCCUGGAGCUGCACAGCCCGGACGUGAAGAACACUGGUGGGAAAGUAAAGGUCAAGAUGCCAAGGUUCGGUUUUGGCAAGUCAAAAGCAAAGGGAGGUAGUGCAGCGGAUCUAAGCUUCCAGGGGCCGGACGCAGAACUGCGAGCCGGUGGUAGUGGCGGCGUUAAGGGCUCCAAAGAGUUGAGUUUAAGUCACGGGGAGUUAGUGAGUGGCAAGUUGUCAGUAGAGGGAGGAUCUGGGCUUGGUGCGUCCCCUAAGAGCAAGUCAGCCUCACUGGAUCUUUUUAAGAAAUCAAGGCAUCGGUCUUCCUCUGUGGCGAGUGACGAGGGAGGUCUGGCUGUGUCUUCCCCCUCAGGUCACUUAAGUGCUGAGGGUGGCGACAUCUCUGUGGAUGUUGAUGGGGCCAAGGUGAAAGGAAAGAAGGGCAAGUUAAAGUUUGGCACCUUUGGUGGUUUUGGCUCAAAGUCGACGGGCUCAUAUGAAGUGUCACUGGGUGAAGAUAGUGAAGAGAGGGUAGAGGUGAGAAGUGGGGGUGUAUCUCUCCCCUCUAAAAAGUCUAGAAUCUCCUCAUCUUCCAGCACCGACAGUGGGUCUAGAGGUGGUUUCCAUUUCCCAAAACUCGAGUUGUCCGUGUCACCAAAGAAAUGAUGAAUUGUGGGGCUGAUUUAUAAACUCUCUCAUGUACUACCCAUAUUAUCGGCUCCAUAUACACA
This is a messenger RNA of Coregonus clupeaformis (lake whitefish), 13002 nucleotides long. Its product is annotated as neuroblast differentiation-associated protein AHNAK-like. Gene Ontology annotation, molecular function: protein binding. Gene Ontology annotation, biological process: regulation of RNA splicing. The transcript has 6 exons. The record is from RefSeq and is a predicted model, not a curated record. Gene Ontology annotation, cellular component: nucleus; cytoplasm; costamere. Bases 443 to 12937 code for a protein of 4164 amino acids. Lineage: Eukaryota; Metazoa; Chordata; Actinopteri; Salmoniformes; Salmonidae.